This is a messenger RNA of Colletotrichum destructivum, 710 nucleotides long. RefSeq names its product Putative beta-lactamase/transpeptidase. The coding region runs from base 263 to 652 and encodes 129 amino acids. The transcript has 2 exons. The record is from RefSeq and is a predicted model, not a curated record. Lineage: Eukaryota; Fungi; Ascomycota; Sordariomycetes; Glomerellales; Glomerellaceae.
CCUCCCCCGGUCACACCUCGAACCUCGAAUCUCGAACUGCAAACUUCAUCUCCCUGAACAGACGUGGACUGCCACCGUGUCCUCCAGGCCAGCCAGCCAGUAGAACCUUGCAUUUCAUACCCUCAUAAAGCAAACCACUUGUUCAGCAUCCUCUUAUAUAGCAUCGCAUACUCUCUCGCCUUGUUCCAGCGAUCAUUUUUCCUUCAAUUCCUACUGCACUAUCACACUUCUCCUCUCAUCUCUCUUAAAGCAGAUAUACAUCAUGGCAUCAUCCACCCUCGAUGCGAUCCUCAAGAAGUACACCGCCGCCGGCGACGACACCAAAGACAAGGUCCUCGGCGCCGCCUUCACCGUCGUGAACCAAGAAGGAAUCCUGUACAGCGGCUCAGCAGGCCGCAUUGACUUCGCCGAUGACGCGCGCUCCUGGGAUGCCGACACCUUCACCUACGUCGCCUCCCUGACCAAGCUCAUCACUUCCACUGCCGUCAUGCAGCUUGUCGAACGGGGCCUCGUCGGCCUCGACGACGACAUGCGGGCCGUGGUGCCCCAGCUCGCGCGCAUGCAGAUCCUCCGCGGCUUCGACGGGGACGAGCAGCCGAUCCUCGAAGACAACACUACGCCCAUCACGCUGAGGUACGUCGAACGAGGAUGACGCCCCAACAGCCGUUCGUCCCCACAUCUACACAUCUCUACUGACACCUCCCUGUGAA